CUCGGCGCGGCUCGGCCCGGCUCGGCGCGGGAUGGGCUCCGCGCACUCGCUGCCCGCCGAGGUGCGGGCGCUGGCCGACAAGACGGGCUUCACGUCCGAGCAGAUCGAGCACCUGCACCGGCGGUUCAGGCAGCUCAGCCGCGACCAGCUGACGAUCCGCAAGGAGAACUUCGACAGCAUCCCUGACCUGGAGUUCAACCCCAUUCGGGCGAAAAUUGUGCACGCCUUUUUCGACAAGCGGAACCUGCGGCAGGACUCGGAGGGGCUGGUGGACGAGAUCAACUUCGAGGACUUCCUGACCGUCAUGUCCUAUUUCCGACCCAUCGGGAGCGGCGUGGCCGAGGAGCAGCUGCAUCGCCUGCGCCAGGACAAGCUCCGAUUUCUCUUCCACAUGUACGACGCGGACCGCGACGGGAAGAUCACGCUGCAGGAGUACCGAAACGUGGUGGAGGAGCUGCUCUCCGGCAACCCGCACCUGGAGAAGGAGGCGGCGAGGUCCAUCGCCGACGGGGCCAUGAUGGAGGCGGCCAGCAUCUGCGUGGGACAGAUGGGCCCGGACCAGGUGUACGAGGGCAUCACCUUCGACGACUUCCUUAAGGUUGGUGGCGGCGGGCGCCGGCGGGCGGCCGCCUCCCGCCCCGCUGCCCCCGCCUCUGCCCGCCUCCGCCUUGCAGAUGUGGCAGGGCAUCGACAUCGAGACCAAGAUGCAUGUGCGCUUCCUCAACCUGGAGCCCAUCGCCCACUGCUACUGAGCCCGGAGGAGGAGGAGGAGGAGGAGGAGGAGGAGGAAGGCGCCUCGGCGGCAGCUCGGCGCCGCGCGUUGUGCAGCCGCCUGCGACGCUGCCUUCUGCUCGCGAGAGGCGUAAGCGGCUCCCCGCCACUUUUAGCUGUAAUAAAAGGCAUUUCUCUUUUUACUUUUCGCUGA
This is a messenger RNA of Rhea pennata, 925 nucleotides long. RefSeq names its product tescalcin (gene TESC). Gene Ontology annotation, biological process: positive regulation of sodium:proton antiporter activity; regulation of cell adhesion mediated by integrin; positive regulation of granulocyte differentiation. The record is from RefSeq and is a predicted model, not a curated record. The transcript has 7 exons. Gene Ontology annotation, molecular function: calcium ion binding; phosphatase inhibitor activity. The coding region runs from base 32 to 925 and encodes 297 amino acids. NCBI's taxonomy places the organism in Eukaryota, Metazoa, Chordata, Aves, Rheiformes, Rheidae. Gene Ontology annotation, cellular component: plasma membrane; nucleus; cytoplasm.